Mercenaria mercenaria is the source of this 3374-nucleotide messenger RNA. RefSeq names its product enoyl-[acyl-carrier-protein] reductase, mitochondrial-like. Gene Ontology annotation, molecular function: trans-2-enoyl-CoA reductase (NADPH) activity. NCBI's taxonomy places the organism in Eukaryota, Metazoa, Mollusca, Bivalvia, Venerida, Veneridae. The transcript has a single exon. Bases 43 to 1173 code for a protein of 376 amino acids. Gene Ontology annotation, biological process: fatty acid metabolic process. Gene Ontology annotation, cellular component: mitochondrion. The record is from RefSeq and is a predicted model, not a curated record.
GAUUUAUUCGGAUAUGUUCUUAGCUUUUCCUCAACUGUCAAAAUGUCAAAAAUUUGUGCAAAAUACAUUUUUAGGACAUUGUUUCGAAUACAGGAACAUGGCAGCACGAAUGCUACCUUCACAAAUGUCCAUAGGCGGUAUGCAAGUUCUGUAAACAGCAUGUCAGUUGUGUAUAAUGAAUAUGGGAAUCCAAAUAAGGUAUUGAAAACAGAGAAUUGUCAGCUGUCAAAAUGCCUGCAAGCAGAUGAAGUAUUGGUGAAGAUGCUUAUGGCACCAGUAAAUCCUUCUGACAUAAAUAUGGUUGAAGGAACAUAUUUUAUGAAACCGAAGCUUCCAGCAGUGGCUGGUAAUGAAGGUGUGGGUGAGGUAUUGGACGUAGGCACAAAUGUAAAGUCACUCAAAACAGGAGAUUGGGUAAUUCCAAAUCAAGCUGGUUUUGGGACAUGGAGAACUCAUGCUGUUGCAGAUUAUCCACGGUUAAGAAAAAUAAGUAAUGAUAUUCCGCCACUCAGUGCAGCAACUAUUGUUGUUAACCCUUCCACUGCUUACAGAAUGUUAAAAGAUUUUGGAAAUCUUAAACCAGGAGAUGUUGUCAUUCAGAAUUCAGCUAACAGUGCUGUUGGACAAAGUGUUAUACAAAUAGCUAAAGCAUGGAAUUUACGAACAAUUAAUAUUGUCAGAGGUAGAGAUAAUCUAGAUGAUCUUGUAGAACAAUUAAAGCAAUUAGGUGCAACACAUGUUGUAACAGAAGAAUUUUCACGUACACCAGAAAUGAAAGAAUUGAUUAAAUCUCUUGGCGCUGCACCUAAGUUAGCAUUAAAUGGGGUAGGAGGGAAAAGUGCAACUGAACUUCUGCGACAUCUUGCCUCAAAAGGAGUGAUGGUAACAUAUGGAGGAAUGUCACGUCAGCCAGUUGUCGUGCCAACAGGAGUGUUUAUAUUCAAAGAAGUAACUGCAGUAGGAUACUGGAACUCGCAAUGGAAUAUAGAAAAUGACACUAGUCCAGAGAGAGAUACCAUGUUUGAAGAACUUUGUGACAUGAUAAGAGAAUGUAAACUAAUUCCACCACCUUGUGAAAUUUUUGAACUUGAAAAUUAUUCUGAGGCUGUAAGAAGUGCAAUGGAAGGUUUCCAAGGAAAAAAGAAAGUCUUAUCAAUGCAAGAUUUCCAAUAGUAGCCUUGAAUGAUCAAAUGGCAAAUUUAGAGACAUAAUUAGCUAUUAGUAAUUUUGACGUGAAUUAGAGUCUAGUAAAUUAUUAUAGUGCAAGUUUUGAUAGUUUAGUAUAAGCAAUUGAAUGUAGGCAUCUCAACGAAAUAUUUUAUAAGUAAAAAAUUAAUGUCUUUUUAAUUUCAGUCUGUUUUUUGUUCUGGUUACCAAAAUGUGAAUGUUAAGGCAUUAGUACCACCUGUCAGCUCUAUAAUCAUUGAAAUCUUAAUGUAGCAGUUAUGCUUUCUGCAUGACUUGAGGAACAAUGCAUAAUUUAUAUUAGGAUAAUAAUGUUUGAUACCAAUAACCACUUCAAAAACAUACAAUUCAUUUUGUAAAAACAUUAUCAUACAAUACAUGAUCUGAAAUACGAGACAUAUCUAAAUACAGUCAAACUUCGUUUGCUCGAACUCGACAGGACUAAUAAAUUUGUUCAAAUUAUCUGUAGUUUAAUCCAUCCAACAAUAUACAUCAUGGAGGGAUUUUGCUGGGACCUGACGAUGAUUGGGUGAUGUUCGAAUUAUCCGAGUUCAAGUGAAUGAAGUUCAACUGUACCUUAAACAUUGUUAAGUGGAAGUCUAGCCAUAAAGAUGGCCACUUUAAUCUUUGCAUUCUUCAUACUGACAAAACUGAUGUCUUUGCUUGGGUGUGACCAUUUUGUAGGUUAAUGCAAAUAUUUUCUGUGAAUAUUUGAUAAAUGUACCUUACAUAUUUUAAAAGUCUCAUAAUGCCAUUGUUAGCUCGACUAUACGAAGUAUAAGGAGAGCUAUCCUACUCGCCCCGGCGUCGGCGUCGGCGUCUUUCCGCGUCCCCACCUUGGUUAAAGUUUUGGUGCACUUUCUCUUUUUUCAACUUAUCUCUGUAAUUACUUGAUGGAUUUGAUUCAAACUUGAAAUACUUAUUCCUCAUCAUCAUCCACAUCAUCUGACAUAAGGGCCAUAACUCUGGCACCAAUAUUUCAAGAAUUAUCUCCCCUUUUCACUUAGAUUUUCAGGUUAAAGUUUUGAUGCACUUUCACUCUAUCUCUGUUAUUACUGAAUGGAUUUGAUUCAAACUUAAAAUAGUUGUUCAACAUCAUCACCCACAUCAUAUGACACAAGGUGCAUAACUCUGGCACCAUUUUUUCAUGAAUUAUGCCCCCUUUUUACUUAGAAUUUCAGGUUAAAGUUUUGGUGCACUUUCACUCUACCUCUGUUAUUACUGAAUGGAUUUGAUUCAAACUUAAAAUAGUUGUGCAGCAUCAUCACCCACAUCAUAUGACACAAGAUGCAUAACUCUGGCACAAUUUUUUCAUGAAUUAUUCCCCUUUUUACUUAGAAUUUCAGGUUAAAGUUUUAUGCACUUUCACUCUGUCUCUGUUAUUACUGAAUAGAUCUGAUUCAAACUUAAACAAUUGUUCAACAUCAUUACCCUUAUCAUAUGACACAAGGUGCAUAACUCUGGGACCAAUUUUUCAUGAAUUAUUUCCCCUUUUUACUUAGAAUUUUAGGUUAAAGUUUUGAUGCACUUUCACUCUGUCUCUGUUAUUACUGAAUGGAUUUGAUUCAAACUUGAAAUAGUUGUUCAACAUCAUCACCCACACCAUAUGACACAAGGUGCAUAACUCUGGCACCAAUUUUUCAUUAAUUAUUCCCCCUUUUUACUUAGAAUUUUAGGUUAAAGUUUUGAUGCACUUUCACUCUGUCUCUGUUAUUACUGAAUGGAUUUGAUUCAAACUUAAAAUAGUUGUUCAACAUCAUCACCCACACUAUAUGACACAAGCUGCAUAACUCUGGCACCAAUAUUUAAUGAAUUAGGCCCCUUUGUGCUUAGGAUAUACUUAUAUAGUGUUUUGAUACAUUUUAUCUUUACCUCUCUUAUUACUUUAAGUUGAUAUUUUUGACAUAGACUCAGGCUAUUGUGCAAUAUCUUCAUCCACAAUUGGAGUCAUUAAACACGCAAGUGACAGCUCUAGUUUCCUCAGAUGUGCCCAGUUUCACUAUCCAGCAUCGAAAUAGUCCAGCGCGCUGUCUCCUGUGACAGCUCUUGUUUAAAAUGUGGCUGUCACAUUUUUUGUUAUUAACAUAAAACAUGGUAAUUUUUUGUUAAAUCUUAUGUAUAAUAAUUGUUUUCUAUAAUGUUUGGCAAAGGUUUGAAUAUUGAUGAAUACAGUAGAAUGUUUUAUUGAA